GCUUAAGCUUCCAUAAUAUAAAACUAUGGAGGGCUUAAAAAAGGAGAUUUAUCGGCAAUGGGCAAAUUUGAAAUUUCUGUCCCCACUUUUAAGCAGCUUCCUCGGUUUGACAGCAGAGGCACUGCGAUCGACUGGGAUACUACAUUUUCAUUCAGUACAACAAUGAGUCGUGGUAGAAAUUGCUUUGUACCUGGCUGUACAAGUGGGAAUCCCAAUAAAAACAAGGCAAAUAAAGAACGGGGUGAAAGAAACCCAAGCCUUUUCAAAGCUCCUAAUGAUCCUAGCUUGCUACAGCAGUGGCAAAAGGCGAUACCCAGAUCAGACAAGACACUUAGCAGCAAAGAUUGUAAUUUUUUGUGUUCUUGAUAUAAUAUGAUGUUCCUGUUUUAUUUUUUGGCAUAGUACAUAUAGAUAUUUAAUAUCUAAGUGCUAAAUUGUAUAUUAAAUUUAUAUAUUGUAUAUUUUAUUUAUUAAAUUUAGUGGAAUUAGUUAAUAGAAACAAAAGUUGUAAUGUAUUAAUAUUGCUAAAUAAAUAUUUAUAUGAUGAAAUAAGUCAGCGUAUAUACAUAUUCACAACUCUGUAUUUUUGUGCUUUUGAAAUAAACUGAGUACAUUAUUUAUUCAUUAAUAUUUUAUUUACAAACCUACCUUAUAUUAAUAAAGUGAAUAUCAAUAGAAAAACCUUUACAAUUAUUAGGUGACAUUGAAUAUAAUAUAUCUUGAAUUUAAUUGUCUACGAAACAGUGACAAUUUGCAAAACUUUGCUAAUGACAUUAAAACUUACAAUUCAACGCUAGAAAAAACGCUAUUGAACACAGGAAACGUUUCAGCUCAAUAUACCUACUCUCUAGUUUCAGCUAUAAAAAGUUAUGGAAUAGAUAACACCGAUCAAAGGGUGCAAUGGUAACGUUCGUCUUCAGUUUCCAUUUAUGAUUAAGUUAUUCCUGAUAAAAUACUCUUAAUUUUCGUUAUUCAAUCUGUCAAUCGCCAUAAAACCACUACUAGUUCGAAAGAUUUUAAUGUUUAUUAAAAUGGUAUCACACUAAACUGCAUGUAAACAUGUCAAUUUCAAAUGUUUUAAUGAAAAACUAUGAACCUUUAAACUGCAUCAACAAAACUAUUAAUAAAACACUAACACAAUCACACCAUAAACUAUUUCAUUCGCAUUUCUCAUCAAGAAACAAUUACUGUUUACAUCAAAUCAAAGGUUGAACUGGUGAUAAAUUUGUUGCUGGAACUUCUAUCUUUUUUGUACAACAGUUCUAGGGAAGAUUUAUUUUAGCAGCUUAUAUGUUUCUUCGGUCGUGUAUGCACUAAAAAGAACCACAUAAUAAAACAUUUUUAUAAUAUCAACUUAGGAAAAGGAUAUAUUAAACCGGCAUCUAAUAUAACCUAACUAACUUUUCAAACUCAAAUUUAAGGUUUUGUAUUCACAAUUUUAGCCACGCACAUUGCUCAAUUAGAAAAA
Sitophilus oryzae (rice weevil) is the source of this 1468-nucleotide messenger RNA. RefSeq lists its product as uncharacterized. Lineage: Eukaryota; Metazoa; Arthropoda; Insecta; Coleoptera; Curculionidae. Bases 58 to 366 code for a protein of 102 amino acids. The transcript has 3 exons. The record is from RefSeq and is a predicted model, not a curated record.